This is a messenger RNA of Ustilago hordei, 6906 nucleotides long. Its product is annotated as related to URB1 - nucleolar protein required for the normal accumulation of 25S and 5.8S rRNAs. The record is from RefSeq and is a predicted model, not a curated record. Gene Ontology annotation, biological process: maturation of 5.8S rRNA from tricistronic rRNA transcript (SSU-rRNA, 5.8S rRNA, LSU-rRNA); maturation of LSU-rRNA from tricistronic rRNA transcript (SSU-rRNA, 5.8S rRNA, LSU-rRNA). Gene Ontology annotation, cellular component: nucleolus. Bases 1 to 6906 code for a protein of 2301 amino acids. Lineage: Eukaryota; Fungi; Basidiomycota; Ustilaginomycetes; Ustilaginales; Ustilaginaceae. The transcript is spliced from 2 exons.
AUGACCCACAAUCGCAAACGCGCAGGCUCAGAUGCAGCCUCCUCGGCUCAUCACUCCUCCGACGCUUCAGAGGAUGAGCAUGUCGCCAACGAUCAGGCUGAGGCUGUAGCCGCAGCGUCGAUGCCCAACAAGGACUUUGUUCCAUUCACAGAUGGUGCUGAGCUCCACCAAGUACUCAAAACACCCUCUGCCGAUCUCUUGCGUCUUCUCCUUUCCCGCCUCCGCAACCAAACCAGUCUCUCUUUCGUCGAAAACACACAACGUUCCACCAUCCCUGCGAGCGACAAGCGCAUUCAGCUGGUUAAGGACUACUGCCUGCUAUGCGAGACGCAAGCAUCUAAUUAUGGCUCACCGUCCUCAGCAGCUGCUUCCAUCUUCUCUACUUGGGAGCUCGCUGAUCGUCAGGACCUUUCAACAUUGUUGCAUCUGCCCAUCUUCUGUUUAGCCCAAUCGCUGGCUCUUCUUUCCAUUCACUAUCCUACACAUCCGCUAGGCUCCAACAUUGUCGAGCGUAUUCUGAAUUCUAAUGAGCCAUGGCUGGCAAUGCUGCACGACUACAUCUCCAACCUCGGUGGCGCCAAGUUUGCAACCAAGCAGCGCAACCCUCGUACCUCGAAGAUCUCAGAUGUGGUCCCUCUCGCUUCACUUGUCCUUCUUCGCGAGAUCACCACAUUCGCCAAGGGUCGCUAUGCUUCCAAGCUCUUUGACUCUUUCAACUGGUCCAUGGGGGUCUUGCCUCACCUCUUCAACAUGCGCAGGAGAGUCAACCGCAAAUCCAAGACAUCCAAAAAGGCGCAGGCUGCUCAAGAUGUGUCGCUUCGACGACCCGAUAUUCGCACUCUCUACAUCCUCUUCCUUCUUUCCUUCUUGCAGCAGAGCUACUCGCAUACACUCAAGCUCCGACUCCUCGAUCUUGGACGUGACUUCUUGCCAGGCAUUCUCAAAGGUCUGCCUCAGGAUCCGCCCGAUGUCGUCCAGACCGUCCUGCUCCACCUUCACGAAGACCUUGUCAAGGACCAAAGGAUCCCACGCAGCAAGAAAGUCGAGUUUUGGAAUGAGUGGGCAUGUGGCUGUGUCGUCCAGCUCUAUGCACGCGAACAGGAGCACGUCCUCAUCCACGCUGACUCCGACGCAGUCGAGAAUCCUUCGGUAGCCGAGCUUGCUCACCACUUUCUCCUCAGCAUCUGCACGAACCCAGGCUUCGGUAUCUGUUACCCAGAUCGUGGCUGGUUCCCACGCAAAGCCUCGAGCAAGGGAGAUGGCGCCCAUACCGCGAAUGCAACUCAGAGUGACGCACUCAUCGACGGCGUUGAUCGUCUCGACUUCUCUCCAGAACCCACUUCCGUACAGAAGGGUAAGCAGAGCAGCAUUGCUGGCGGCUCGAUCUACAACAAGGUUUUGUCGGGUGUCCUGCGUCAGCUUGGUGUCGCCGAAGAUCUCCGACAGCAAGAGUUGGCCCUCAGCAUCCUCACUGCUUGCCCCGAGCUUGUUGGUCCUUAUCUCGAAAGCUCCUGUGCAGGUCUAAGCGUCGAUCCAAGGCCAAGCUCUCGUUGGCUAUGCAAUGUUGCCUUCUUCGGUCGAGUAGUCGGGCUCGAGCUUCCUUCCUUCCGCAACGCCAAAGUCGAACACCUCGAGAAUGCCGACGAUGCGUCAGCUGGUGCGCUGACACCACAAGCCCAUCGCAUGUUCGCCUCGGAGCCACCUCCGAUGUCGAGCAUCCUUGCCAACAUUUUUCCCGGCCCGCUGCACCGCUUCCUUUUCAGUCAAGGUCUCAACAGUUCCGAUCGUCUGGUGCGUUACUCGACGUGUGCACUUCUGUGCCGUUGUCUGGAUCGCAUGGUCCGCUUCCGCAAUGUCUGCCUCGACGCCAUCACAGAGCUCGAUGAAGACGAAAAUGGACCUUGGCGUAAACGUCUAGAUGCGCUCGAGAUGGAAGCACGACGCCGCAUUCCUGAUAUCUCGAUCGUUAUUCAGAUCUUGCAAGUUGCCACGUCUCGUUCCAAUGCGAAUUGCAACUCGACUGCGAUAGACACGGAAGACGAUGCCACUAACGGUGCAAAUGACGACGUUGUGGAGAAGAAGGACAUGCUAUCGACUGAAGUCGCACUUCGCCUUCUCUCCCUGUACUAUCAGGCAGUGCCCAGUUCAGCGUUCGACGUGCGCUUCAACGCCGGUAAGCUGCUUACCAAUGCAUUCAAUCAGUCUUCGCGUCCCUCUGCAAGUCACGAACAAGGCCGGGGUGCAGACAUGACCAAUGACACCGCUGCUCAGAGUGAGGAUGACAGCGACGGUGAGAAUGAAGGCGAAGACAACGGCGAGAUCAACUUAGAAGCACUUUGCCAGGUGCACACCUUGCGCAUCCUGUCGCACUCUGCGCGGGCCACCUCCUUCGACUGGACUGCCAAACCGAGCGGCUCUGGCAACAACCUCAGCUACCUCGGCAUGCUCCUCUCCCUCUUCAUCUUGACACCUCUGCAACAAGUUAAGCAAGCAUGUUCGGACCUUCUUCACUCGCUCCUCGCGCCCUCUGCGCUCUUUGAGCAUCAUCCCGCUGAGAUCGAGGCGUGGCUUGCCAGCCUUCCGCAAGCAGACACCCGGAUGGUUGUCCCUGGAGAGGAUGCAAACAGCUCCAUUGCAAGUCAGCGGCUUUCCGACGAACAGCAGGCAGUCAUUACAUUUCUGGACGAGUGCAUGCUCCGGUGCAUCAAGACACCGUAUCGCUACAUCGAGAGCGCACGUCAAUACCUGCAGAAACACGGCAAAUUCACGCAUUAUGACGGCUCUGACGGCGUGUCUGAUGACGAGCUUGCCUCUGCCAACCUGAUGGCCUCGCCGUGGCUCAUGGCUUUGGUCGAGCAAUUCACCGUUCGUUUAGAAAAAGGUUUAUUCCCGACCCAGACAGUUACAGUGGACGCACUGCUGGCAUUCUUCGUCCGCUUACUACCGACGCUCUGUGCUUACUCUUGCCAGACCAGGGUGUUCGACCAACUUGUGUGGGACAUGGACAAUUGCUGUUUCGACAAACAAAACAGCAAAUAUUAUAAACGUCUCCUCUCGCUGUUAGACAACAAGAUGUUAGGUUUCAGGUACCCUAACGUGCGUAUCGACGAAGAACAGAAAGUGUCACAUUCUUCGAAUUGCACAACCCCCGCUGACCUCAAGGAGCGUUUGCGAGCUCUCGAUUCUGAUGAAACUCUUCGCCCUUCCGAGGUCCGCGAGGUGUACAUGACGGUGCGGAAACUGCACUCGAAUGGCUAUUCGUGCGUGUCGCAGAUUCUCGAGGAGCUCGAGCCUCGUGAAGAGAACAUCGCGGCCGCUGUGUUUCCGGGGUCAAAGGAGCUUGCUUACGGCAGUAUUCCGAUCUUCCACUUUCCGCAUGGAGCAAGAUUCGUUGCCUCUACCCAAAGCGACUUCAUUACGACGUCACAGUCACUUCACGCGCCUGCCGAAACCACAAUAGUGCCUUGGAAAGCUAAAGAUCAGGUCCGUAUCGCUCUCUGGAAGGCCUUCUCACGCUCCAGGAUAAGUACCAUAAAAAGUCUUUCAGAGCAUUUGGACCCGUACAUCGCGCUUGCUGAUGUCUCAGGAUCUCUCUCUUACGACGACAUCAAGCAUUUUCUCUUCGUCGAGGCCGUAUCGACUAUGACCGAGGGUCGGCAUUGGUCUAAGAGCUCGAACCCGAUCAUGCUCCAGGUAAGCGACCUUGCCUUUCGACACUUGGAUCCUCGGCGAAAGGACCACGUGAAGAUGGCAGCAACAGUCUUACAGAAGAUCGAGAAUAUGGCGGGCUACGAUUAUUUCAUGUGCAUGGCCAAGCUAGUACCUUUCAUGAACGAACAGGACGCCGUCAAGGUGAUCGAAAGAUGCGCCAGCACUAUCAAGAGCCGAUUGCAAAGUAGCAAGCCGUAUCUUUUAUCCACAGAGCUUCUUUACAUCCUUCUCGCCGCUCAUGGCUCGUCUUCCCAGGUCUGGAACAUCAUGGCAUCGCAGCUAGACAGCGUUCUCGAUGCAGUCGCACGCAAAGGAUUCCCAAAAAGCUGCAAAACGCCAGAUGGCCACUGUUGCGAAGAUAUGCUUUGCGCAAUUAUUCAGUCCGUCCUGCAACAAGCCCCGCAUCGUGCCAACACGGAGCUUCAUAGCAAGUUCGCCAAGCUUCACCUAAGCAAAAUCGUUUAUGCAAGAGCCACUGCUCAGGCCAAAGACGGCGCAUUGGUAGCAGCUAUGCACGCAGAUCCUGCACUUGCACUGUCCGUCUCCGAGUCGAUGCUUUCCGUCUUGGCUGCACCUCAGGAACAUCGUCCUGUUCAAGCACUGCCUUGCACGUACCUCACGCUCCUCUCCGCUUUGCUGGAGGCAGGAUCGCCCCAGCUGGCUGGCCAAGUUUGGAAAGAGUCCCACCUCGAACUCAUUGUUAGACUUGGAGUCUUUGCUAUCCUCAAGACGCCGGAGAGCUGGAAUGGGAGCAUGCAGCACGCAGCGUACCUGGUGAUGGCGCUGCGAUGUGCGUCCAAGUUCGGCUGGACCGAGACACAGUCGCAGGUCGCCGGUAGUCUUCUGAAGUUCGUGAAAAAGGCGCUCGGAGGAUCGCAUAAGGAGGCUUUCCGAGCCUCGCUGUUGCAGACUUUGCUUGGAUUGGUCGAAGAGGUGCCCGAACUGCCUCGCUUAUCCGAGAUCCUCCAAGCGACAUUCGAUUGCGCGUUGCUAUGGCUCGUUCGUCGAUUUGCGGAGGAUAGCAAUGAUUCGAUCGAGCUGGUGCAGACGAUCUCGAUCUUUACUUCGCUUGUUGAGCGUGUCAGCGAGAACGCGAAGCUCAAGGUGCAGCUGAAGAAGUCGCUCGUCGACCCUGUCAUUCAGGCAGCCAUCAAGAAUCGACUUCGAGCUCUCGACCAGAUGCAGCUUCUUCUCGCACUUUGCAGUCAUGCCGAUCUGGCAGCGAGCCAUCUUUCUCGCUACCUCGGAGCCAUUUCUGCCCACGCUGACUUUAAUACCGUCAUGCGAGGCAAUGCUACGAUUCAGCGACCCCUGCAUGCGGAUGAGGAUGCGGACGAGGAGCAAGAUCUAGAUUCGCUCAGCGAAGAGGAGAAGCGUACUAAGUCGGAGGAGCUCAAGCAGCUCAUGGUUGAGCUGGUCUACACCGUCGCCAGUCGUGACGCCAAGUCUUUGCUGCGAGCUCCAUUGCUGACAAAAUUGAUGUCGUUCUACGACGCCAGCCUUGCAAAGAACGAUCGAAUGCUCCUGUCGUUGUUCAGGAAGUUCGAGGAAGAGUGCGGACACUCCUUCGCAUCCCUUGUGCAGGAGUGGACGUUGCCGUCGUCGCAGCAAGGUGACAGCACGGGCGGUGCAGAGCAAGAGAACACGCUCGAGGCGCUGCAGUCGCUUGAUGCUAACACCGUCUUCGCAACUUGCACCGAGUACCCUCGAUCGCUGCCUUCGCGCAACACCAUCGCAUCAGGCUACGAAAGCGCAGAUGAGGACAAUGUGUUGCCAGGCCAAGUAUACGGCCGUCACACCGAUGCAGCUCAGCGAUACGACCCUGUCUUCCUCUCUUCACUCCUUGCUGGUGUCACCGCGCCAGGAAUUAAGCUCACUGGGUUGCAGUGGCUAAGCGUGUUUUCAACUAACGUGCCCGGUUUGGUUGUUUGUGGACUGUCGUCGCGCUGCCCCGACAUGCGAAGUGCGUGUCUCACCCUCAUCUCGAACCUCUAUCUGGCAGUUCGAGAAGCAGACUUCCAAGAGAAAGACCACCUCAUCAUGGUCCUCGAUCUCUUCCGCGACGCUCUUGAUUCUGCUGCGACCUUGGAAGACUCGAACACGCCUUCAUCUUCACCCUUCCUGCCAACCACCACCACACUCUUCAUCGCUCAUGCCUUACGCUCGGUCGCGACACCAGGAUCAUUCAUCUAUCCCGUCAUCUCUCACUUCUUGCUCCAACGACCCGAGCUUGAUGUCGGCGAUGUGCCACUGCUCUACAACUUGCUCUACGCUGCAUCGGACAAGUACAAGCAGGAACGAAUGUGGAUGCUUCGUUUCCUCCGCGAUGUGGCACGAUCGGGAGGUAGGAACGAUUGGAAGAUCUUCAAACGCAGACGCACGUGGGAGUUGUUAGCGUCGCUAUACGAUGCAUGUGAUGUCGGAGCAGCAGGGAUCAGCGCUUGGCGGGCGGUCGAGGAAGCAGCUAUGCGGGCUUUGAUUGAGGAUACGACUGCUUGGUUGAUGCGGAAUGGAGAUGUGGCGAUCGAAUUGGUGACCAGGAGAGGAUUGUUGACGUGGGUUUGGCAGCAAGUUGUGAAGGAAGGGGUGAUGGCCAUUGCUGAAGACGGUCGGUUUGCGAAAGGGCAAAGUGAACAGAAGGGUGCGGAAGCUGAGACACGCUCACCAGUAGCUACACUCCGCAGCUUAUGGAUCCUUCUGCUCGCUCAAUUAGUCCGCAGCGUUGACCUUGACCGUCUACAUCGAGCCACAGAAGGAGCUUGGCUAAGUACCCUUACUACACUCCUACAAACGACCAUUUAUGCCUUGCACAAUUGCGUCACCAACACAGCUUCUCCCAGGCUGCCUUCUGUCUCUGCAGAGUUGACACGCACGAUCACGAACGCAGCCACAGUUGUACUGGAUAAGAUGAUGCUCUUCGCCGAUGACCCAGCCAUGACCAUUCAUCGGGGCGACAUCAACGAGAUCCUCAAAAAAGUCCUGGAUCUCACCGAACAUCACAACAAGGCAGAACAGAUGCAACACAGCGCGGUCAGAAUCCAACAAUCUAUCCUCAACCUAGCCGCUGCAUCAGGUUCAGCAGACACUGACAGUGCAUUGGCAAAACUCCUCCGUCGAUCCACAGCGCUGUGCAGAUUGGUUGAUGUCAAGGCGUCUUCUCUUGCCAUAUCUAAUCUCUUUUCCGCCUCGGGCUAA